UCCGAUAAUCCCUACUAUAUUAUAGUAAGCUUAAGUUGUGUUACCAUAAAAAUAUUUCACGUGACCUUCCAACGCUUUCCCGCCUUCUCCAUCCGUCCAUUUGUGACGUCUGAACCAACAACAAUCCCGCAGAUCUGUCAGACCACCACAAAAUGGCUUUCCGAACUAUCCAGAGGGAGGCCAUUGAAAUCUAUGAACAAUUCUACGAUAUUCUUGAGAAGAGUGACUUCUCCAUUCCUACAUUUCUCGCGUUCGGUGCUGCUCUUCAACUUUUGAGCUAUGCGUACUUGCCGCCCCGACUCAGCGCCGCUCUUCCUUUGUUGUGGCCUGGAUAUCGCCUUGUGAGGUCUGGUAUCGGCUCACGCGAUGUAUUCAAAACAUUUUUCACAGAUGUUGUUUUAGGAAAGCACUCAACAAAGUUGCCCAACUCGCCGAAUGGUGUAGUUGUAUUCGUUCUUGGGGCCAGGCUCAAUCAGUUGGUGACAUGACCGGUAUAGACUCCGAAAUGCUCCAGCUAACACAAAAAAUAGUCCUUUCGGAAAGCUUUCUCCUGGAACCACACCAUUGGAUAUAGUAUUCAAAGAUAUGUGGCGGGAAGCUGAAAAGAAUCGCGAGAAAUGGGGCUGUAAGUCUUCCACUUGUCAUUCAUAUAGAUGUGUUCUCAUCUAAACCUAUUCACCUUCAAACUAGUGCUCUUCUUCUAAUAUUUACCAGAUCUUGGAAGAACAGCAACCUUGGCCGAUACCUCUGACAAUGAAGGAACAACAACAGUGUGGAUUACAUACUGGAACGAUCUUCAGGGUCUCCACGAGUUCGCCGCAUCGGCAGCUCAUCGUCUUAGUUAA
This is a messenger RNA of Hymenoscyphus albidus, 845 nucleotides long. The record is from the annotation of a GenBank genome assembly. NCBI's taxonomy places the organism in Eukaryota, Fungi, Ascomycota, Leotiomycetes, Helotiales, Helotiaceae.